AUGUCGGUCGAAGCAAAAACAUUCACUAACAAAUCUAAUGGUGAAACAUUCACAAAAGGCACUUAUAAUGGUAUUGAAGUCUUACGUAGAGACAAGGAUGGUUACAUUAAUGUAACAAAGAUGUGUCAGCAGUUUAGGAAAGACUUUAGAAAGUUGUUGGAAAAUAAGUCCUGGGAAGAGUAUUAUAAGGCAUUUUGUGAAGAAUAUAACAACCGCCGGAAUUCCGACGGUUGCUUUUUAUACAAAAUUCAUGCAGGAAUUCCUGAUGAAAUCAAACAGGUUAGAGGAACGUAUGUAGACCCAAGACUUAUAAACUAUAUAGCAAUGUGGGCUUCUCCAAAAUAUUGCAUAGCAGUUGGAAAAAUUAUGGAUUCCAUAGACAAGAAAGUUCAUGAGAAGUUAGAUGAAGAAGAACUCGAAGAUACAGUAGAGAAUGCUAAACCUUUGUUUGA
Messenger RNA from Trichomonas vaginalis G3, 452 nucleotides. RefSeq names its product KilA, N-terminal/APSES-type HTH, DNA-binding family. The transcript has a single exon. The annotation marks the transcript as partial. Gene Ontology annotation, molecular function: DNA binding. NCBI's taxonomy places the organism in Eukaryota, Parabasalia, Trichomonadida, Trichomonadidae. The record is from RefSeq and is a predicted model, not a curated record.